AUGAAGUACACACAUGGCCUUAUUGAGCGCAUCGAGAGCAAGCUAACCUUCACCUUCCCCGACAAGCUCCCACUCGUGUUUGAUAAGAGGUCCUUUGGAUCAACCCAUUAUGUGGCUCUUUUUGCAACAAUCCCGUCCGACGACUCAAUUGGCUACUCCCAAGCAUUGUUAGCAUUUGCACCAAUCAACGAAAAGGAUUCUCUAAGUGCGACAGUGCACUUAGCGUUUGCGAGCUUUGUGUUGGAGUUCCAUCGAUUCAACUUCUUUGUGUCCGACCUGCUGUCCAACGAUGAUGAUGUGAUCCAAAAGGUGAACAUCUCGAUGCUUAAGCAACGCAAAAUCCUUCCCGCGGCACGCCUACGUCGUAUCAGACCCCGGCAGGCCAACACGCUCAAUGCAACACCCUGGAUAUCGGUGUCCAGCAUGUUAACUCGCUACUCUGAUAUCAAGAUGUUCAUUGGCCAGAUGGGUGACAAUGAUAUCGACAUGUUGGGAUUGAGUCCUGUCGAACUUGAAGAAUGUACCCCUUUCGACGUGCAGCGAAAUUUAUCGGAUAUUGAAGAUUAUCUGGAUGUAGCGCGCCGGUUGGGCGAAACCGCUGACAUUGUCCACUACAUUGGUUUCGAAUCUGGUGUCGUGAAGAUCCUCCGUGGAAAUGAAGAGGGGAUGUCGGCCACCGAGGUUGUGGACGUCCAGCCAUUGGCAUCCAACGCGGCGAAUCAAGUCGCGGCGGUUCAACCCAUUUUGUCCUUGACCAACUCGCGUUGUAGAAGCAACGCGUUGUUCGAGUCGUCGGUGGGUGGGUCCAUUUGCGGCAUCUACAGUCUGUAG
Aphanomyces astaci is the source of this 831-nucleotide messenger RNA. RefSeq lists its product as hypothetical. The coding region runs from base 1 to 831 and encodes 276 amino acids. The record is from RefSeq and is a predicted model, not a curated record. The transcript is spliced from 4 exons. NCBI's taxonomy places the organism in Eukaryota, Oomycota, Saprolegniomycetes, Saprolegniales, Verrucalvaceae.